This is a messenger RNA of Artibeus jamaicensis (Jamaican fruit-eating bat), 2540 nucleotides long. RefSeq names its product solute carrier family 13 member 4 (gene SLC13A4). The transcript has 16 exons. Gene Ontology annotation, molecular function: transmembrane transporter activity. Gene Ontology annotation, cellular component: membrane. NCBI's taxonomy places the organism in Eukaryota, Metazoa, Chordata, Mammalia, Chiroptera, Phyllostomidae. The record is from RefSeq and is a predicted model, not a curated record. The coding region runs from base 669 to 2540 and encodes 623 amino acids. Gene Ontology annotation, biological process: monoatomic anion transmembrane transport.
CGGAGGCCCAGGCUCAAGGCAAAUUAUACGUGGGGAAUCAAUUUGAAGGAAAGAAAUUUGAACUCAGUUAAAGUGCCAGGUCCUGGGAAAGGAGCCCAGUCCUAUCUGAAGUCUGCAUCCUCUGCUGACAAACUCUGGGGGGAGCCUGGUUUAAGGAAAGGGGGCGACAGUGAGCACAGGUAGGAAGUGAAACGGCCCAAAGCAGGCCAUCAGAGAGAGGAAACACGAUGGACGGCAUGCAGUACUCUUGGUAUCUUUGAUUUUUUAAAGCCUUUAAAUGACUUCGAGGCCGAAGAGCUGCAGCAGAGGUGGCAUUCUGAUUGAUUAAGGGGGCUUUUGCCGGCCCCAGAAUGAAGUCACUCGAUUACUAAUCCAGCAAAGAGGGAACCCACUAUGCCCCAGUACACCAUCCUUUCCCGGUUCCUUUUGGCUGGGCAUAAAACCAUGCUCGCCAAUCCCACCUAAAACAGGAGGCAAGAAGCGAGCCUUCCGUGCAAGCAAGGGCUGUAACUGCCCUCCUGUUCUGCCCCAAGACGAAACAGGACCCUUGGAAGCCGAGAGAGGCGUAAGAAGUCUUUCUCGACUGAUCGCGAGCGCCUCGCCAGGAGCAAAGACAUUUAUCUGGCUGGCCCGCGGGCGCCGAGGAGGCCAGAGCGUGGAGGUCCAGGAUGGGCUUGCUGAAGGGCCUUCUCCGGGAAGGAAAACUGCUACUCUCCAUCUCGGUGCCUUUCCUGCUGCUGCCUCUGCCCUUGCUCCACCCCAGCAGCGAGGCUGCGUGUGCUUACGUGCUGAUCGUGACCGCGGUGUACUGGGUAUCGGAGGCAGUGCCUCUCGGAGCUGCAGCCCUGGUGCCCGCCUUCCUCUACCCGUUCUUCGGAGUCCUCCGCUCCAGCGAGGUGGCGGCAGAGUACUUCAAGAACACCACGCUGCUGCUGGUGGGCGUCAUCUGCGUGGCAGCCGCGGUGGAGAAGUGGAACCUGCACAAGCGCAUCGCUCUGCGCAUGGUCAUGAUCGCCGGAGCCAAGCCCGGCAUGCUGCUGCUCUGCUUCAUGACCUGCACCACGCUGCUGUCCAUGUGGCUGUCCAACACGUCCACCACCGCCAUGGUGAUGCCCAUCGUGGAGGCCGUGCUGAAGGAGCUGGUCAGCGCCGAGGACGAGCAGCUGGUGGUCCAAGACUCCGGCGCCGAGGAGGCUGAGCCCACCAGUCUGGAUGUAAACUGCAGCCAGCCUUCUCUGGAACUCAUCUUCGUCAGUGAAGACACCUCAAAGACAGACUUUACUUCUCUGAUGCAGAACAAGAACCUGAACGGUGCGCCCACCAUCGCCAACCCCGUCAAAACAGCAAACCACCAAGACAAGCCGCACCCGUCCCAGGAAAAGCCACCGGUCCUGACGCCCAGCCCCAGGACCCAGGAGCUCAACAGAAAGUACAAGUCCCACCACGACCAAAUGAUCUGCAAGUGCCUGUCUCUGAGCAUCUCUUACGCCGCUACCAUUGGGGGCCUGACCACCAUCAUCGGCACCUCCACCAGCCUCAUUUUCUUGGAACACUUCAACAACCAGUACCCAACGGCCGAGGUGGUCAACUUUGGCACCUGGUUCCUCUUCAGCUUCCCCAUCUCCCUCAUCAUGCUGGUGGUCAGCUGGUUCUGGAUGCACUGGCUGUUCCUGGGCUGCAAUUUUAAAGAGACCUGCUCUCUGAGCAAGAAGAACAAGACCAAAAGGGAAGAGUUGUCAGAGAAGAGGAUCCGAGAGGAGUACGAAAAGCUGGGAGCCAUCAGCUACCCCGAAAUGGUGACGGGGUUCUUCUUCAUCCUGAUGACCGUGCUGUGGUUCACCCGGGAGCCCGGCUUCGUUCCUGGCUGGGACUCUUUCUUUGAAAAGAAAGGCUUCCGCACUGAUGCCACAGUCUCCAUCUUCCUUGGCUUCCUCCUCUUCCUGAUUCCAGCGAAGAAGCCUUCCUUCGGGAAAAAGAAGGAUGGGGAGGACCGGGAGCCCUCGCCGAGGGCGGAGCCCAUCAUCACGUGGAAGGACUUCCAGAAGACCAUGCCCUGGGAGAUCGUCAUCCUGGUGGGAGGCGGCUACGCUCUGGCUUCCGGCAGCAAGAGCUCCGGCCUCUCCACCUGGAUUGGGCACCAGAUGUUGUCCCUGAGCAGCCUCCCACCGUGGGCAGUCACCCUGCUGGCGUGCAUCCUGGUGUCCAUUGUCACCGAGUUUGUGAGCAACCCCGCCACCAUCACCAUCUUCCUGCCCAUCCUGUGCAGCCUGUCCGAGACGCUGCACAUCAACCCGCUCUACACCCUGAUCCCCGUCACCAUGUGCAUCUCCUUUGCAGUGAUGCUGCCUGUGGGCAACCCCCCCAACGCCAUCGUCUUCAGCUACGGGCACUGCCAGAUCAAAGACAUGGUGAAAGCUGGCCUGGGGGUCAAUGUCAUUGGCCUGGUGAUAGUGACGGUGGCUAUCAAUACAUGGGGAAUUAGCCUCUUCGACCUGGACACUUUUCCAGCCUGGGCCAGUAACGUCACUGAUCAGGCCUAA